Messenger RNA from Oncorhynchus masou masou (cherry salmon), 544 nucleotides. Its product is annotated as neurobeachin-like protein 2. Gene Ontology annotation, molecular function: protein kinase binding. Gene Ontology annotation, biological process: intracellular protein localization. The coding region runs from base 64 to 507 and encodes 147 amino acids. NCBI's taxonomy places the organism in Eukaryota, Metazoa, Chordata, Actinopteri, Salmoniformes, Salmonidae. Gene Ontology annotation, cellular component: cytosol; membrane. The transcript is spliced from 4 exons. The record is from RefSeq and is a predicted model, not a curated record.
UGUUGCAGGUUUGACUGUGCAGAUCGUCAGUUCCACUCUGUAGCAGCCGCCUGGCAGGCUCGCAUGGAGAGCCCCGCUGACGUCAAGGAGCUCAUCCCGGAGUUCUUCUACUUUCCAGAGUUCCUGCAGAACAUCAACGGGUUUGACCUGGGCAGUCUGCAGAUGACCCAGAACAAUGUGACUGAUGUUCUGUUACCACAAUGGGCCUUGUCUAGAGAAGACUUCAUCAGGAAACACAGGAAAGCUCUGGAAUGUGAGCAUGUUUCCUCUCACCUCCAUGAGUGGAUUGACCUGAUCUUUGGCUGCAAGCAGAGAGGGGAGGAGGCGGUGGAGGCUCUCAAUGUCUUCUACUACUGCACCUAUGAAGGUGCGGUGGAUCUGGACGCCAUAGCCAAUGAGACGGAGCGCAAGGCCCUGGAGGGCAUCAUCAGUAACUUUGGACAGACGCCCUGUCAACUACUCAAGGUGUGUGUGUGUCUCCCUCUCUCUCUCUCUCUCAAGGUCUGACCCCUGUCACAUUACAUUUACAGUCCUGCUUGAUUUG